Molecule: messenger RNA, 990 nt
Organism: Trichosurus vulpecula (common brushtail)
Lineage: Eukaryota; Metazoa; Chordata; Mammalia; Diprotodontia; Phalangeridae
Gene: CYSLTR2
Product: cysteinyl leukotriene receptor 2
Exons: 1
Coding region: 4-990 (328 amino acids)
Biological process (GO): G protein-coupled receptor signaling pathway
Cellular component (GO): plasma membrane
Molecular function (GO): leukotriene receptor activity
Source: RefSeq, a predicted model, not a curated record
UCUAUGCUGCCAGUCACUACAGCAGAGAUGGAACCUAAUGGCAGCUUCAGGGGUGCCAGGGAGAACUGCACAGUGGAUGACUUCAAGAGGAAUUUUUAUCCCGGAGUCUAUCUGGUUGUAUUUGUCGUGGGGGCCUUGGGAAAUGGCUUUUCCAUAUUCGUUUUCCUGCAACCUUCUAAAAAGUUCAAAUCGGUGAAUGUGUUCAUGCUGAACUUGGCCGUUUCAGAUUUGUUGUUUGUAUGCACACUACCCUUCAGAGCCGACUAUUACCUGAGAGGCUCUCACUGGGUGUUUGGAGAUGCUGCCUGCAGGGUCAUGUCCUAUUCCUUUUACGUCAAUAUGUACAUCAGUGUUUACUUCCUGACUGCGUUGAGCGUUGUGCGAUUCCUGGCUACUGUGUGUCCCUUCAGGCUCUUGCAUAUGACCAGCCUCAAGACCGCCUGGGGCCUGUGUGCAGCCAUCUGGGUCUUCAUCAUGGCCCCCUCUGCCCUGCUCCUGAGCAGUGGCUCCACCUUGAAUGGAAAGCGGGCCACCUGCUUAGAAUUAAACCCUAGCAAGAUCACCAGGUUGAGGAUCCUGAACCACGUGGUGAUGGUAGUGGGCUUUGUCCUGCCCUUCUUCACUUUGACCAUCUGCUCUCUGCUAAUUAUCAGGACCCUGCUCAAGGUCAAGGUUCCAAAGGCUGCAGCCCGAAUCUCUCACAAGAAGGCGCUGAUCACGGUUACCAUUGCCCUGAUUCUCUUCGUGCUAUGUUUCCUGCCCUAUCACAUAUUGAGGACGCUCCACCUAAUACAGUGGAGGGAGGGCAGGUGCAAUGACCAGCUACACAAGGCUGUCAUCAUCACCAUGGCCUUGGCCGUGUCUAACAGUUGCCUGGACCCUUUGCUCUACUAUUUUGCUGGAGAAAAUUUUAAACAGAGACUAAGAGCAGUAUUCAAAAGGGGGUGUUCGCAGAAAAAAAAGGCACCGGUCCUAUUUGUACAUGGUUAA